AAAAAUGCCUCCCGGCCUUGUAGCGGUGCCGUGGCGGGGCGUGUAGGCGUUGACAUCACUCACGGUCAUCGGCACUGCCCAUACACUCAGUCCACCCUGGCGGGGACCUCACCAAUGACCUCCAUGAAAACAGGGUCCCAGACAAGCCAGUUGGUCUGAAGGCCGUGGCGCUGACUGACCACAUCAGGGUGUGCUGGCAGCCCCCCGCACAGCACAAUGUGCUGCUGUGCGGCUACACCAUUGCCUGGGACCAAGGCGUGGCGGACAUCUACUCCAAGAUCGUGGACAGCAAGCAGCACGGUUACUUCAUUGAUAAGCUGGAACCCAACAUGGAGUUUGUGAUAAGCCUGCGAGCCUUCAACAACGUGGGUGACGGGCAACCGGUGUACCAGCAAGUCCGCACCCAGCCAGAGGAGGAGGAGGUGGUGGCACCCACGCUGGACCCGGCGGUGUGGGUGAAGGCCGUGGUGCUGACGCCCUUCACCGUGGUGCUGCAGUGGGCAGACACCAUGCUGAGCCAGAACCAGUACAACAGCUGCACCACCUUCUCGUCCUCAUCCUCCAGCCGCUACGUCAACGCCACGGAUGUGACCUGCCUCAUUGACAGCCUCAAGCCAUCAACAGUGUGUGAGUUUGCUGUGAAGACCAUCAGGGUGAGACCACAGUGCUGGAAGCCUUCGUUCUUCUAUCAGUAAAUAUUCACUCAGUCCUGCAACACUUCUCAAGGAAAUCCUGCACAGCUGAAUCCUUGCUGUGAUGAGGCACAGAGAAAUUAUGACUCAUAGGGUUUGGCGUGAGUCCCCCUAUAGCCUGGUGGCCUCCAACACCCUGCUGGUGGCCUGACCGUCCUGGCCCUCCCUGGCCAGCCGUCCACCACCACCUUCACCCGGCAGCCGCUGCAGCGGAACAAUGGGAGGAUCACAGG
Molecule: messenger RNA, 925 nt
Organism: Eriocheir sinensis (Chinese mitten crab)
Lineage: Eukaryota; Metazoa; Arthropoda; Malacostraca; Decapoda; Varunidae
Product: neogenin-like
Exons: 6
Coding region: 330-695 (121 amino acids)
Molecular function (GO): protein binding
Source: RefSeq, a predicted model, not a curated record